ACCUGGACAAGCGCUGCCCGGCCGCCUCUUCUCGCGCUCCCGCACACCACCACCCCCACCCCCCCGCCCGUCCGCCCGGCCCCGCUCCUUUCCUGCUGCUUACUGCAGUGUUGGGGGGAGGGCAGAUCUGGACCAAGAUGGCGUUGCUGCUGUUGCAGUUUCUCCCAGGGUCAGCACUGGAACAGCUCCCGCCUUUGCUUUCCUAUUAGCGCCGGCGACCGCGGCUCUGAAGUUCUGCAGUCGCUCGGAAGCUUCUUUCCCGCCGGGGCGUUAUUGCUGCCCUCUGGUCGUUUCCUCUCGCCGCUCUAGCCUCUUCGCUCCUGUGGAGGGCUCCUGUUUUGGUGCAAAGCUUCCCUCUCUGUGGCAGCCGGACCUUGGGGAGGGGGGGGGGGGAGAAGGGGUGGUGGUGAGCCGAGCGUGAGACCGUAUUUUGGGCUCUUGCAGGCGCUCGCGAGGCUGUGUGCAUUCUUUGGGUGACGGCAAGCAGUCCGACCCGGCACGAUUUUAUUUUGCAGUUGGCAUCGUCUUUUGUUUUCAUUUGACGCUGCAGCCCCGAAUACCAGGGUGGUUGCAUUUUAUUUUAUUUUAUUUUGCCUCAAAAAACAGCCCUUAUCGCCGUGGUGGUGGUAGUUCUUUAAGCGACUCUCUCUAAUGCUACCCUUUGCAAGUGUGGCAAUUUCUAGCCGAGCCCACUUCAUCCCGUGGAUACCUGAAGGAGACGCAUCGGGAUAAUAACAUGGAGGAAGAGGAGGAGCUGCAGUCUUGAAUUCCCUGGCUGUGCUGUCAAGAAGAGAGGAGAUGGUGAUUUUUAAUGUGACACCCGUGCAACUUCUGGAGUUGUGAGAGCUUUUAAUCUCCCCUGCAUCCCACCGCCUCACCUGCCUGGUGCCCACCGCCUUUGCUAUUUAUUUAUUUAUUUGUUUUUUUAAAUCUACUUUUCGUUCUCUCGUCUUCGUACUUCCCACAACCCCCCUCCCCACUUUUCUGCUUUUGCCAUGGGAAUGGUGGCAAAUCUCUUGGCUAUUGUCAUGUCGGCUUCAUUUUUCAACCCCAGCUUUGCCUUCAGUUCGCACUUCGACCCUGAUGGCACUCCCUUGAGUGAGCUCUCCUGGUCUUCCUCUCUGGUGGUGGUGGCCGUUUCCUUCUCAGGACUCUUCACCUUCAUCUUCCUCAUGUUGGCCUGUCUGUGCUGCAAGAAAGGGGGCAUUGGCUUCAAGAGCUGGAGAAACGAAUCCCGGGAGAAGAGGCUGAGGAUGGUUUUGAGGUGUCUGCCCUGCACGGGGUCCAGCACAGUGCCCAAAACAGCCUGUAAUGUAGAACUGGGGAACCCUGGGCAGCCUUCCCCCUGCCCCCUGACCAAGGAAUUCAGUAAUGCCGACGGAGAGGAAUAUCCUAGUGAAUUCUCAGCUCAAGGCUCACCAGCCACCCAGAAUGGCCCUGAAGUUUAUAUUCUGCCUCUCACCGAAGUAUCUUUGCCAAUGUCUAGGCAACCUGGGCGCUCAGUGCAGUUGCUCAAAUCCACUGACCUGGGACGUCACAGUCUGCUAUACCUCAAAGAAAUUGGCCAUGGAUGGUUUGGCAAGGUGUUCCUCGGUGAGGUAAAUGCAGGGUUGAGCAGUACUCAGGUGGUGGUGAAGGAGCUUAAGGCCAGUGCCAGCGUGCAGGAUCAAAUGCAGUUCUUGGAAGAGGCACAGCCUUACAGGGCACUCCAGCAUACCAAUCUCCUGCAGUGCUUGGCGCAGUGCGCAGAGGUGACCCCCUAUCUGCUGGUGAUGGAAUUUUGCCCAUUGGGUGACCUGAAGGGCUACCUACGAAGCUGCCAUGCUGCAGAGGCUCUGGCACCUGAUCCUUUGACAUUGCAACGCAUGGCCUGCGAGGUAUCCUGUGGCUUGCUGCAUCUUCAUCGCAACAACUACGUCCAUAGUGACUUGGCCUUGCGGAACUGCUUACUCACAGCUGACCUUACUGUCAAAAUCGGUGACUAUGGCCUUUCUCACUGCAAAUACAAAGAUGACUACUUUGUGACCACCGACCAACUAUGGGUUCCAUUACGCUGGGUAGCCCCCGAAUUGAUUGAUGAAGUCCACGGCAACCUGCUGAUCGUCGACCAGACUAAGACUAGCAACAUCUGGUCUUUGGGUGUGACUAUCUGGGAGCUGUUUGAGUUGGGUGGCCAGCCCUACUGCCAUUAUUCCGAUCGGCAAGUCCUCACUUACGCUAUCAAAGAGCAGCAGCUUAAACUUCCCAAACCACAGCUUCCGCUCUCACUAUCUGAUCGCUGGUAUGAGGUUAUGCAGUUUUGCUGGCUUCAGCCAGAGCAGCGCCCCACCGCAGAGGAGGUGCACCUUUUGCUCUCCUACCUCUGUGCCAAGGGGGCUUCCGAAGUGGAGGAGGAGUUUGAGAGGCGCUGGAAUUCCAUGAAACCCGGAGGCACCGGCGGUUCAGGCUCUGGCUCUAACCACAUGGGUUUGGAGCUUUCCUCCUUCCCUCUUCUGGAGCAUUUCUCCAGUGAUGGUGACGAUGUUCUCACUGUGAUGGAGACAAGCCAUGGCCUCAACUUUGAAUACAAAUGGGACCAAGGGAAAGCUGAACAUCUCCCAGCCUCAGCCAUGAGCCCUGGUGGGGCUGCACGCUAUCAUGAGCUCUACUAUUCGGCGAGCAGCAGCAGUGGAGGUGGGCACCUCAGCCUGGGGGUGUCCCCCUCUUGCUAUGAAUGUAAAAUGCAGGGAUGCCCUGGUUUGCACACACCGGGCGUGGUCCCUGUGCUGAGUGCCCAUAGCCCUUCUCUGAACAGUGAGUACUAUAUUCGCAUUGAAGAGGUGGCAUCUGAAGGCAGCGGGAAUGACCUUGAUUAUACCGUGUGUUCCUACAGCCCUGAGUUCAGCCAUUCUUCACACUGGCAAACCAAGGAGGACCACUAUGAAUCCAACAAUAGUCCCACCAUCUCACUCACCAUGGAACCCCUCCUGGGUCAAUCAGCACACCCUGAAAGCCACUGGGAACCCUCUGACUAUUACUCCUAUGGAGAACAAGACAGUAAAGAGGCCCCAUACUAUGAGGACUCCCUGAAGGACAAUGCUGAGGAAUACCUACUCAAGGAUCCCAGUGCUUCUGAGUGGCCUGGUCUAGCUUUGCAGAAAAGCAUUUUUGCUGAUCCACUUGGUGUGUCACCAUCAGUAAAUUACACCUGUAAGGAGGCUCUAUCAGAUUCAGUCAUUUUGGAAGUGGCAGAGGAGGAGCGCUUGAGUGAUAGUCCUAGGAGUGAAAGAAAUGAAAACUCUGAAUCUCCCUCUUCAGGCAAGCCUUGGACAUCUGACAUCUCAGUCAAAAAUGAUAACGAUCACCUACUGCCAUCAUGUGAACCCCUUGCCAAAGAUAGCUGGUGCUACCGACAUAUGAUCACCUUCCAGGGACUAAUGGCACAGCCACUGGACACAGUGCCACGGGAUGAGCCAACAUUAGGGAUCAAAGAUCUGCGAGCAGCUCUGCUAGGUGGGGAACACAUGACAUCAUCAUCCCAUAUAGGCUCCCAAUGUCCAGACAGCGAUUUUCCUGCAGAAGAAAAUGACUCAGUUGAAAGUGCUGCUACAUUGCCUGGCAUAGAAAGCUCUACAGAUCCCUUGAUAGACAGCAGAGUGGAGAGCCCAGAAGCCACCACCCCACCAUUGGGGGAAGAUGUUUUGAUGGGUCUGUCGUCAACAUCAUCACCCUUAUCUUCCAAGGAAGAAGUUGCCAGCAGCAUGGAGGCUAUAGAUCCAACUCUGCUGGAUGAAUCAAUAGCUGAGGUGUCAAACAUAGAAGAAGACCCUAUGGAAGAGACCUCCACUGGAUGCUCACCUAAGUUGCCACAGGAGAUCAAUAUAGAAAGUGGCAAGAACACCAGUAGUGAACAAGAUAGAACACCAGACAAGACUGUUUCCAGUACAAGUUUCCCUGACUUGGAUGAGGCCAGUGAUGAGGACUCAACUGAUCUUACAUCUGGAGUUUUUAUUGACUUCCCAGUUGACUGUCUUGAGCAGCAAGAUAUAAUCCCCACUUUCAAAACCUUACAGAAGCAAGUAGGGACCCCAGAUUCACUAGAUUCAUUGGAUAUCCCCUCUACCACCAGCUCCUGUGACACCUUCAGUCCCAUAGCUUAUAUAUCCUCAAGCCAGCCUAAGGCUCUGGAUAGUGGCUAUGAUACAGAGAACUAUGAGUCACCUGAAUUUGUCCUCAGGGAACCUCAUGAGUCACGAGAAUCUGAAGGUUCUGAUAAACUGGGAACAUCUGAAGAUGAUAAGGAUGAUCAAGUCAAAGAGCAGAGUCUCUCUGAUUCUUUUACUGCUGAGCUGCAGGCGUUAAAUGAGAAGAAUCCUUACCGUGACUCUGCAUAUUUCUCUGACUAUGAUACUGAAGGUGGCACUCGGGAAGAUGGAGAAGAGGACAGUGAUGCUUCUGAGGAACAUGAACCAGAAGUCUCCCAGUCACACACUGAAGAACUGAAGGAAAACUUUGAACCAAUUGGCAGGACAGAUGAGCCUUUGCCAGCUGGUCCUGAGCCCAUUUGUCCACAUGAAGACUGUGUGGGUUGCAUCUCUCCAGGAACGGAGGACCAGGACACGGGGAAAGACAGAGAUAUUAACUUGUCACAGGAACUGUUGGUGAAUGAAGCAACUGUUGAUAAGUUGGAUUCAAACCUAUUUCAGGAUAAGAAUAAUGGGAUUGUUGUGCAAUCCCAGACACCAGCCCCCACCACCAGAUCUUUUGUCUUGUCUCCUGUGGUCAUCAAUCUAGAGGAACCCACCAUAGGUGGUGAAGAAAAUGAGGUAAAGGAUUCAGGACAGGAGAAUGUGACAAAGAACACUGAACAACCUGAGGAACGACAGGCAACUGGCCCUCCCAAGGAACUUCAGAGCAACCUUGGUCUCUCGCUCAAAUUGUCAGUGGUACCAUCCCAGCUUUCAUGUAGCCCCACUGAUCCUGAAGAGGAAGAAGAUGAUACUGAGGACAGUGAUGAGUCAGAUGAGGAGCUGCGGUGCUACAACAUUCAGGACCAGAGUGAGGAAAGUGAGGAGGAAUCACCUGCUGUGCCCAUUGUAGUGGCUGAGAGCCACAGUGCCCGUAACCUGCGCAGUCUGCUUAAGAUGCCCAGCCUAGUGGUGGAGACAUUUUGUGAUGACCUUGAGCGUAAGAAGAAAGCUGUUUCCUUCACCGAAGAUGUUACUGUCUACCUCUUUGACCAGGAAAGUCCCACAAAGGAACUUGCAGAGCAGCCUUUCCCAGGAGUGACAGAAGCUUCGCCAACGCCACCUGGGCAGGUGGAGAGCAAAGCUUCCUCAGGCUUAGCAGAUGAGAUAAAUACACCCAACAGCACCUCAGAAGGGAGCUCCUCUGAAGAGAAUACAAGUGGUGGCUUUGGAUGGGAUGAUGACUUUUCCCUCAUACCUGUGAAAUCACCUGUCCUGUCCUCAUUGACCUCAGAGGCACCUGAGGACAGUCUCCACAGACUGUCACCCACACUAGUAUCUGCUCAGAAGCAAGUGCUGCCCAUCCAGUUUUCACGCUUCACAGUCUCACCUGCUGCAGUAUCACGGUUCUCCAUCACACACGUCACUGAUUCAGAUGUUCAGCCUGUAGGAGGCAACAGUGAAAAUGGCAACAGAGAGUGAACUUGGCUAUCUCUCCCUUUUGGACUUCCUACUUUGCCCCCAUGGCACAGUUUCUGCACCAGGGGACAUGAGCACGGAUGAGGCCCAGGAGCUCGCUGGAGCAGAACUCUGCAGGGCCUCGUUCAGAUUUUAUUGGACAGAUUUUGACUGCCGCUGGGCUGGAGCCACCUUACCAUGAGGUGGUUUGCGAUGGUUGUGCAAACAUGAGUGUGUGUGUGUGUGUGUGUGUGUGUGCACGCAUGCACACACACCCAAGAAGGUGUUUGUGUACAAAUAGACACAUAUAGACAUAUAGAACCUAUAGCAUUUAAAGGGUAGAUCUGUGACUUUGCUAACAUUGCCACAUAAGCCAUUGUAAUAUUCCUAGCUCAUGCCUCUUGAUGUUCUGACCCACAACGACUUCCCCAGUUGGGGCACUGCCCUGAGACAUCCUCCCCCUGCCUGUUCUGUGAGCUUAUCGUGUCUUCUUUCCACGCCCCAUAGGGGAUAUUGAGAGAGCACGUAGCCUUGCGCCUUGUGCCAUUCCAACAUGCUUCAGGUGGAUCCUCAAGCACUGGUACUUGUGUCUUGCCACAGGGGGCAAGCUCUCCUUGUCCUUUCUUCAGUGUGCUGUGUCCAAAUAUCAGGUGGAGUUGAUGGUCCAGCAGACACAAUCAGUUACCAGAAGAGCCAGAGACAAGUGUAGGCCAAACACCUGAAACAGGUAGGGGAGCCAGCUGAAGUGAAGGUCACAUUUAAUGUUUUGAGCAGGGAAGACUCCUAGUCUCAGCAGCCAUUCCCCCCCCCUUUUUUGCUUAUGUUUUUCACUGACCCUGUCACUCAGCUGCAUCAUGGUUGCAGAACUCAAAAUUGUCCCCACCCACCUCCUUUUGAGAAUCACAGUCUGGUCCCAGGUACUCAGCUCUGCUGGAGACUUUGCCUUCUGUUUAUGGGCAGGAUCAAUAUGAGCAGCCCGGAAAUGGUGUCUGGAUGGCCUUCAGCACUUCCUAUUUCUCCUCCUCAGCUUUGAGAGCAGCCUGAAUCCCAGGAGGUGGAAUGGGAGUACAGGAAUUUAAAAAAAAACAAAAAACUUAUUUAAAUGUUUUGCUGGUUGGGAGAGACUGUGGUGCUGAGACCUACCAAAUGCUAUCUUCCCAUUUUCUGCCAUCUUCAUCCUUUCUCUAUUACAGCAUUAUUCAGGGAGUGCCUCCCAGAGAGCCAUGAUGUGACCUGCUGGGAAUGUGAGAGGAAUACCAAGUCUUAGGGGUGGGUUUUUCUCCAAACUUCGUCACCCUUCAGCUGCAGAAAGAAAUGCCCGGCAGAUGCAUAGCAAAAGCAGAUCAAACUGCCAUUGAAACUAUUUUUGUACAAAGUUUACCCAUUACUGUAUCACCUGCCCUAACAGAGUGGCAGAUUUAAGUUAUUGUUGCCAAAGAGAUGUAAAGAGUUAACUUUUAUCAAGGCAUCUUGGGCAAGGGUGGGGGGGGGAACAGCUGGGGGAGAAGGAAAGUAAUAGUUUUGGGAUUAUUUUGUUUGUUAGAUUUUGAUUAGUUCAAGGUUUAGGAUAAUUGUGCAAUUUGGACUGUGGGGUAAAAUGGAAAACAAGUCAGAGGCAUGUUGCACUUAGGAGUUGUGGCUCAUGGGGACUAUAGACCAAUCAUUGGAUUUGGAAAUUGGGGUGGUGGUGGUGGUGGUAAAGAGACAAGAGCAAAAGGCAGCUGGUAGCUACUGGGCCAUUUCCUCACAGAGUCAGAGGAAACACAUAGGAGACCCUACAGAGCUGCAGAAUGUUUGUGUGUUGUGCUUCAUUGUGCUUCCAGUUUGGAGUAUGUUGUGACUACAGGUGGCAAGCUUGGCACUGGUAUUGAUGCCCGAUCCUGGUUCAUGAGCACAGCUUUCAUUUUCAUGGUUUACAUAGACAUAGCCACGUGUGAGGCAAUGAUUCAUCAUCCCUCUAUUAGGCAGCAUUUAGGUGAUAGUGACAGCCAGAUUGUUUUGGCUUACUUUCUCCUGCCACCGCUACCCACAUCAGUUCCAGCCAGCUGGAGAAGUGUUUCAUAAGGUGCAGUUCUAAGUGUAAACUUAGUGGAGCAAGACAUCUUUUAAGAUGCUGCAUGUUUUCAGCCAGUUAUGUUUUCUUCCCCCAGAGUCCGAAUGCUUUCUAUGUCUGACAUUUCUUGCUAAGACCCUUUUGUGAGUUGUUUUCUUUGUUCAAAGAGGUUCAAAGGUCACCAGAAUCUGUUCACAGCCUCCUUUGGGUGGUGGAGACCUAUAUGCCUUUUCCUCCACUUCUUCUGAAGCCCACCAUGGGCAACACAGAUGCCCCACUGCCUCAUUUCUCCCCACAUUCUCAUUUCUGCUGCUGGCUGGUGAACCCAAAUGAAUAAUACUUGUCCUUCCUUGGACUACCAUAUAUUUCCUUAGCAUGAUCAGAACACAACAGCCUGCUUGUGGGUUUAGGACACUCUUACUUGCUUUUUUUGAACCAGAGUCCCUGAGAAAACGAGUGCCAGGCUCCAGUAUGGAGCUGGAUUUAGAGACAGCAUUCCUGUUCCUUAUUGGUUCCCCCCCCUUUUUUUGUUUUUUUGUUUAAGGGUUGGUUUAAUUUUGAUGCCAACUUGAGAAGGAGGCAACACCGGAGCCAUGUUGACCUACACCAGCAGCUACUGAACCCAGAAGCCAGGGAGAGCUGAAGGGAACCUUUGUAUACUUUGCUGUCUGCAUUUUGCCCACUAACAUCAAAAGAGAGAUAGGCUGAACUGUGCCCAUUCCAAAAUUUCAAUCCAAGCAAGUCCUUCUGACCAAUGGCUUUGGAAAGAAAUGUGUGCGAACUAUAGAUGUUUUCUAGAGAAGGUGUCAUUUAUUGGCCUCUGGCUGAAUGCACUUUCAAAAUACUUCACUAUCACAAAUCAAUUUGGGAGCAGCUGAGAUGUAUGCCAUGACACAGGUUUAGUGGAACUCUCCCUUUCCUCCUCAUUGGGUGCCAAGGACAUUGGCAUCAUCUGGAAAUGGAAUCUGGUGGUCUACAUUUCCCAUCCACACUCCAUCUUUUUCUGCAAACCAAAAUGGUGGUAUAUAAUUCUAUUGAGUAUUCAAAGACUGGAACCUAGGUUAGUUAGGACAGGCUGAAUGAGGAACAGAUAGGGUCUUGACCUCUUGGUAAUGAAAUUGACUAAUAAAUAAGAAUGUAUUGGAGCCCAAGUUAAUUCUUCAAACAUACAGCUAACUACCAACCACUUUUAUGGGGUGGUGGUGGAGGUAAAUAUCUUGGUCAGAAAUAAUGUAGCCACUGAAAUUCUUAACUAGACAAAGAUUAACCAAUGAAUGAAAUUCUUCAUUUUCUGCAAUAUACCCAGAGUUCCAUUUCCCUCCCCGGUUAGUUUAGAAAAAUCCACAGGUAUUUUGGAAUACCAGGCUUGUAAUAAAUCCCAAACUGCACCUAAAAGAUCCCAAAUUACCCAUCCUUACCUGAGCUUUUAUAUUGCCCUCUAUAGUACUGUAACUCGUUUAAAAUGCAGUCAGCUGCGUUUCCAAUGGGAUUUGCCCCAUUGGAAGUCCCUUUCCCAAGCUCCCACAAAUUAAAAAAAAGGAGAGAUUAUUAUAAUUGAUUUCUUCCUUUCUUUGCAUUCUCAGAUCUGUUUUCGGCACCUGGAAUAAGAAGAGUUGGGAACUUAAUAGGCAGGGGAAUAAAGGCUGGAUCCACCCAUAGGAGGAAUCUUUGCUUGCUCAUUUUAUACGGAGCAUCUCUAUGAUGCUGUCACAACCCACUCACCUCGGCUCUUUUUUCCAGUUUCUUCCAUUUCUAUUUAUAAACACCACAAGUGUAAGUGAGCUUCAACUUUUUAACAGCUUUGACAUGUGCUGUCUGCUGCACUAAUCUGUUGGGCACCAUGCUAUUCACUCUCAUAGACGGAUAGAUGAAAAAUUGCACUAAAAUGCACUUUCCCUGAAAACAAAUAAACAUUUUAGCAAUAACUUGAAAUAAAAAGCACUUUACCCCCAACUUUAAAAAGUCUAAAGGGGGAGGCUGCAUUUUUGUUCUCCUAUCCAUAUAGCUUUAUGUCUAUGUCCUUCCUUAUGUAUGUGAAAUAUUGCAGAAUGUGCACAGGCUGAUCAAAGAGGAUACCAGUCAAAGGGUGGUUUACGUUUUCUCCCUUCAGGCAUUUUACAAUGCAUCAGAAACUUCAAAAAAAAUUUUUUUUUUUUUUACAAAGCUGAUCUUCUGUUUGGAAUGGAUCAAGUUGAGAGCUCUACCUGAAUUCAAACCCAGCUAAAACUCUCCUUCCUUCAGAUUGAGUCUGUGGUCAGAGAAAAACGUCUGAUCUAGUCAUAUCCUUUAUUUACACAGUAGUGUUUCCCCAACCUUAGCAACUUUAAAAUGUGUGGAGUUUUAACUCCCCAAAAUCCCCAACCAGCAAUACUGGCUGGGGAUUUUGGGGAGUUGAAGUCCACACAUUUUAAAGUAGCUAAGGUUGAGAAACACUGGACUACAAUGUGCAGCUUUCCAUCCAUUGAGAUGAGCAUCUAAAAAGAGGUCUUACCCAAGAUAUUUUUUGCUUGUAGCAAUAAUUGUUUAGUACCAGAAGCGUCCAGUCUGAUGGUACCCUGUCCAUUUGGGAACAUCGCUCUCAUAAUUCUGCAUACUUCCCACCAGUUCAUCUUACACACCUGGCGAACCAGUAGAAUGUUAUUGCCAAAUGCAGAACUCUGUUCUGUAUUUGGGGAAUGUAACUGAUAUCCGUCUGGACUGAUGUAGCUGGUGAAAACGCCUCUGCCCCCCAGAGAUGAGGGAAUCCUAGGGCUUUACAGAUACUGUCAUUCCAACUUACCUUUGCAUUUGGACAUCAAAAGCUAUCUUGUACGUGCAAGGAUAAGCCUAAAUAUACUUCCACAAUGCCUGAUAAAACUGAAGACAGAGCAGUUGCAGCUUUUGUUUAUUAAGAUUUCCAGUGGCUAUUUCUGCCUUGAAAUAACAGGCAUGUUCUGAACAUGCCAAUUAACACACCUUUACAAUCAGUUUGUAUUAUAUUCAAAUCAAGCAGACAUUUACAGGGCAUGUAUAGCUUAGGUUUCUCUGAUACUCUGAGGAAUGCAAAAGACUCAUUAAUCCUCAUUGUUCUGGGAUUUGUUGUUUCCCCUUUUGGCAUACUCAGCCUAUUAUUUCUUAGCCUUGGUUUUUCCCUCUGCAGCGCCAUUAAUUAAUGCUGAGCUGGAAUAAUUUGUGGAUGGCAAACAAGGCUGUACUACAUAACAGCCAAAAUAUCUUGGGAGGGUAAGUGGGUUAGGAUGCUCAUGGGCCAAUAUCCAUUAUCUCUACUGGAGUGACCCAGAAUGAUCUAGUUAUGUUACAGUAUUUGUUGGGUAAAUAUAUACACCCACCCUCUUUAAAAUAAAUAUGAAAAAGUCCAUCCUGCAAGCUUCAGACAAUCCCACCCAUUACUUGCUUGGGAGCCUUCUAAGCUCCAUCAGAGCAAAUGGAUCCAACCUCCCAACCUGGACCCCUUUUGGUUCCUAGUCCCACUCAAUUUUAGAAAAUAGCUCUCAGCAUGUUAUACAAUGCCUGGAGCACAAAAAAAAAAAAAAAGCUGUACACGUCAGCUUCAGAAUAAUGUGAAUAACAAGGGACUCUCCUCCCAAUUCAUGAGCGUGAUGGAAAGGAAGUAGGACUGGGAUUGUUUUUGAAGCAUUCCAGUGUCUGAAAAAGCCAACUCCAAAGACUGAGAGAGGCAGGAGGAGAAAUCUGAUCUAGAGUUUUAACAUCCAUUUCUGAACUCAAGAGAGGGAGAAUUGCCACACUGUACUGUAUGGCAGGGGGCUGUCAUUUGGACAAUAUUGAUCUUCCUCAACUAAAAAACUAGGUCCAUACAUGUGUGGUGGGGGCUGGGGAAAAAAAAUCUGAAGCCCACAUGCCAAUCUUACUUUCCAUAAUACAUAAAAAGUGAAUUUUGCAAAGUAUAGGUAUGCAAGUUGCAGGAUUCACACAAGUACAAGAUUUAGAUUUAUUUCAAAGAGUGCAAAAUACCCUGUGGCCUGAGAACAAUUAACUAGUAGAAUGGCUUACUUCCAAAAGUUGUGGAUGCUCCAUCAUGGGAGAUUUUUAAGAAGAGACUGGGUAGCCAUUUGUCCGGAAUGGCAUAGGGUCUCCUGCUUGAGCAAGGAGUUGGACUAGAAGACCUCCAAGGUCCCUUCCAGCUCUUAUUUUCUAUUCUGUAUUCUGCUACUGUGAUGAACAAGAGACUAGAGCAUAAAAUGCCUUUAAGAAAAGAGUAAAAAGCAAAUGAGACGUAGAUCUUAAACCUCAAAGCUCAAAGAGACAGUCCUCCUUCCCUUUUUGCGACAUAUCUUAACUUGCCACAAAACAGACUUUUACUACAAGAGACUCUUCUAAACAGGUGUGUGCAAGUGCCUAGAGACCAAGCAGACAAAGCUCUUUAAAAAACCCUCCUUAAAUUGAAGGUUGCUAUCCAUUAUUGCAUUAUUAACCAUAAAGCAAAAGUUUGGAAAAAUGAUUUAAAAAAUCAAGUAAUGUUGGCUACAGAGCAGUGGUGGGUUGCUCCCGCAUCUUUAGAACCGGUAGCUCUGCCCACCCGCCCAGACAUCAUAAUUGACAAUCUGCGCAUGCGCAGAAGUGCGAGUGAAGUGUGCACACGCUUGCACUCCCGUUGCGAACCGGUAGUAAAGGUAAGUAGAACCCACCCCUGCUAACACAGCUGUACAGUCAUUUACUUCUUGGGCAGGUUUAAUCCAAAUCCAACAUUCAUUGGAAAAAAUUAAAAGAAACUAUCCUCCAAGAUUCGUUUUGAUUUAUGAACGAGAAGCCUCUUGGGGGAAAAACAAAUUUAAUGGCAGGGGUACUACUAUUCCUUAUUUUACCAUGGGGAGAUAUUUGGGAAUCAGAAUUGAGAAGAAUUUGAGGAGCCAUGGGUAGAUCUCCUCCUUGAGUAGACAUUUGAGGCAAAGCAAAAGGAGAAUUUUACCAAGAAAAGGCAGGCCACUGUUGAGUAUUUCCAGAUUCUUAGCAUCCCUCAAUCUCAUUGGGUCUCACAUCCUCCAAAAAAUAUUCUGUGUAGAUGUCCUGCACCUGUCUGGAUUUUCAGCAACUAUCAGGCGGUAUUGGUCCACAUUGGUACAUGCAGAAAUGAUGGUGCUGGCUUUAGAUAGUUGAGAGCUGUACCCAUGCACCUGGAGGGGUUUUGUGUGUGUGUGUGUGUGUGUGUGUGUGUUGUGUGUGUGUGUAUUCUCAUUCUUCCACAUUAAAUGAAAUGCAAAUCUGUCAGCUACACAGUGUGAUUCUAGCUUGCCACUGCCAUAUUCCAUUUUCUAAGGCAAAGACAGAACCAUGACAAAAGAGCAGGUACAGGAAAUAGUAAGUAGUUACAGCCAAGUUUGGUCUCUUAAGUUUCAUUUCCUUGAUUUCCUUAUCUAGUUACCUUUGAAAAGGCUGCCCCUAUAGGUAUAUGGUCUAUAGUAACAGACAGCUGUCAACCCCUGAGAGACUGCAUGAGGUCAGAACAAGAGCUAUGUUUUGGGUUAAUGAUCUUCUUUGAAACAGAGAGAAAUAGAGAAGGGUGGGCUAUUUACAGUGUAUUUUAUUGAUACGGGUCAUAAUUGCUGUAUUUUUUAUCAGUGCUGAGUUCCAUACAGCUCCCAGCAUGUGUGUCAAAUACCAUUGGUCCAAUAACUAUUAAAAAUAAAACAUUUUUAAAAUAACAUAA
This is a messenger RNA of Pantherophis guttatus, 13342 nucleotides long. It is a transcript of the gene LMTK1, whose product is annotated as lemur tail kinase 1. Gene Ontology annotation, biological process: brain development; peptidyl-tyrosine autophosphorylation. The record is from RefSeq and is a predicted model, not a curated record. NCBI's taxonomy places the organism in Eukaryota, Metazoa, Chordata, Lepidosauria, Squamata, Colubridae. Gene Ontology annotation, molecular function: ATP binding; protein tyrosine kinase activity.